Messenger RNA from Haliotis rubra (blacklip abalone), 2912 nucleotides. Its product is annotated as protein phosphatase 1 regulatory subunit 32-like. The record is from RefSeq and is a predicted model, not a curated record. Gene Ontology annotation, molecular function: phosphatase binding. Lineage: Eukaryota; Metazoa; Mollusca; Gastropoda; Lepetellida; Haliotidae.
UGUCAAGAUCAACAAUACAAAGCUUGGCUUGUAAAUCGGAUUUGUUUUACUGUGUUCUCUUCUCUGAAACUUCAAUAACACGGAUACAAUUCAGAUGUAAGCUGUCUGCAACGCAUUUACACAAUCGUGAACAUUGCAAAGUGAAAAAACCUGAUAAUAUUCAAAAUGGGUCCACUGCCAAAAGGUAGCAGGAACGUCCACAUCAACAAGAGUCAUGGUCCUGACACCAACAUGAUGAAGUUCUACGUUACCCAGAAUUCCACCACAUACGGCAGAUUCUGGGACAACUACAAGCCAAGGCAAGGUCGCCACACUGGGACUGGCUACAAAUCCAACUUCCGCCCCUCCGUGUACUACAGCCAAAGAUUAGAUGAAGUUGAUAAUCCUGUCAUGGGUCGCAUCUGUGGAGACAAUUAUAUAACUAUGACAACAAAAGACUUCCAGCCCUACAAGGAGAACACUGGCAUGGAGCCACUGCCUCAAUCAACACAUCACACAGGCUCAGGAUUCGUCAGACAAAAACCAAUCACGAAUCCUACUAAUAGAGAGGUGCAAGGUGUUUUUGUAGACACUCGUGCGGCAAGUGCGCCAGCAGACAUCUUGCCACGAGGCAAACCUCUUCUUCACAAACUCAAGCCUAAGGACCCUGUUGAGCUUGAAAACAAUGGCUAUGGUCCCAAAUCCAUGGUGUCGGAAACACAUGAGCGGUUCAAAGGUCAACAAGGCAAUCACUUGGACCCGAAUCAGCUGACCGUGGGGCCACAGCAGGACACUGGAUUCACCCACAGCUACAGUGUGGAGCCUGUCACAUACCAGCCAAUGUCAGCCUUCAAGAAUGAGCAGCCUGGUUAUUUCACAAAUCGUCCUACUGGCAUCAGCGUCAUGAAGACCAGCUUCCUCCCCACAGAAUACCCCAGGGGUAAGGAACCACUGCCAAACUUAGCAGCACCAUCAGACCAUGACUCUGGGUUCACCCGGGAGAGAGCCAAGCCCUUGUAUGUCCACAGACGGAUGGGAGAUGCGUAUGACAAGGCUGGCGAUAUCCCCAACAUGAAGCUGGACAAAACAUUGAAGAGGGACCCCACAGAGUUCAUCAACAUGCAUCACCCAGACAACCACUCCAGUGUGUCGAUGAACGUGUACCGCGGUCUACAGAACCCUCCACCAAGUGAGGCUGGACGUCUCGGCCGGACAGCUACAGGGCAACAGGAAGCAUCUGGCUACAGCAACAACAGUGACCGGUUCAUCCAGACAUCGGAUGACCCACGGAGGUUCCUCACACAUUACAUGACCAGGUUCACUGACAUCACUCCCAUGGGUAUGGAGCGCGAAGGUCACUGUCGGGGUGGAGUGCAGCAGCAGAAACCAGACGGCUUCACCAAGAGCACCUCUGUCCACGUGAACGGUGCUGACAUCAACACCACAGAUACGCUGCGGCGUCUUGAGCCAUAUGUUUCCAGGAGUAUCAAGGCAAGGGAUGUGUUUUAUGAUGAUCAUCUCCACGAUGCUAAAUCUCAAAGGCUCACAAGGUCAGCCCUGGUGCACUGAUUACUUCCUGGAUGUCAAGAACACUGUCCGUCCAAACUGUGAUAUUGUCUUUAUUGUGAAUGUGCACACUGUUGAGUUUUUAUAGAAAUAUAGGUCAUCAUUGUUUUGUUAACUUGUAUAUUUUGAAGUCUACACCAUUUGUUAUGCAAAACCCUUCAGUUGAGGAUUUUGCUUUAUAAGUAAAAGUAAUCGGAUUACUUUGAUAUAUUUCAUUAUAAUAUAUAAUAGAAAUGGAAAGGUUUUAAGGAAUGCAAAUCAUUUAGGAAUGUGUUUUGGCAAUAUAAAGUUCUAUAGUUAAAAACAAUAUCUACAAUUUGAUACUAUACAUAUAUUUUGCAUUAUGAAACCUUUUACACUUUCGUGCCAAACAACUUUUCGAAAGUUUGGCUUCUUAAAUUUGUUUGUUAAGUGUUGGAAUUAGUAAAACCUGCACAUCCUGACAAUGCAAUAGAGAAGAGCACAGCAUUUGAAAGUAUUGAACUGUUAACAGUGAAACUGCUGUCUUUGCAAAACCAUCACUUUCACAGUUCACUAUGUACAUAGAUCUCAAGGUCAUAUCUUGUAUUUGUAAUUAUUGUAUACAGUGUGAAAGUGUGAAACAUAUAGUGGUAAUUACACAAAUAAUUUCUUUUUGCUCAAUAUUCUGAUAAUGAUGUAGUUUUACAUGGCCAUUUUAGAGAAACUGUAUAUAAAACUGUGAUAAAACUUUCUAAAACAGUUUCUCUCAAAGUGCAGUUUAUCUAGAGAACUGUAAUGUGUCAAUUUAAUCCAACUCUUUGCUCAUUCAUGCCAUACAGCUGGAACCUUUACAGGGUGAUUUAUUGUAUUUUUAAUGAUUUAUGUUUUAAUUCUAACAUUUUAACUCAGUGAUAUAAGAUCUGUUUGGAAGAUUUCCUCAUGGAUGUUGAAAUAUUUCCUGAUUUAGCUCAAUUUUAUACAUUAUUGUCUACCUUUUCAACCUUAUUUACAGAUGUAUUUUAAUUGUCAUCAGUAUUAGAGGAAUUUGAUUUACAAGUGGUUUGUAUCUAAGGCUGUCACAUGCACACACAGAGCAUUUUUUCUUUUAUGAAAUUAAUUAUGUUCUCAAAUGUAGACUGAGGUCUAAUGCCCAGCUUCUGACUUGUGAUGUUGAAAUUGUACCUGGGCAAAAGUCUGUGUACUUUCUGUAAUCAAUAACUGCUGAAUUGAUAUACAUAGUCAGAGCAGCUAGCAAUUAAAUUUGAUGGGGCUGCCAUUUUGCAAGAGCAUAGUCCCCCUUUAAGAUAGCUAUGUGAAGAUUACUAGAUGAAGUCAUGAAUGUUUGUCUUUUCUGGAAUAAAGUGGGUCUUUGUAUGUCUGUAUGGCAAUAAAUCACGGAACACACA